Molecule: messenger RNA, 1296 nt
Organism: Heterostelium album PN500
Lineage: Eukaryota; Evosea; Eumycetozoa; Acytosteliales; Acytosteliaceae
Product: transglutaminase-like domain-containing protein
Exons: 3
Coding region: 1-1296 (431 amino acids)
Source: RefSeq, a predicted model, not a curated record
AUGCAAAGGAUUAAUCUUUUUAAUUGUCAACAUAAAUAUAAACAUGUUGAUGUCGUUGUAAACUUCCUUAGUAGUUGUUAUCAAGCUGACUUUAGAGGAUCUCUAAACUUUAUAUCUUCAUCAUUAGUUAAUAGUCCAAGCCAAUGUGAACAGAUAUUUAAUAAUUCUUAUAAUGUUGGAACUUUUAUAAAGUUAAAAGAGAUAACAGUGUUGAAUAACAACGGUCAUGUUUAUUGUAUAGUACAACAUUCCAACGAUGACUAUCAAUGGAUAUUCUAUGUAGAUAUGAAUGCUCUAAAGAUAGCCGGAUGGGAUCAACGUAACAAUGGCAACUAUAGAAAUCCAUCGGAGAACAAUCAACAGAUUAAAGAGAUAUUAAGAAAUAGAGAUGUAGCACCUCAACUUGGUUCGGUACAGCAACACAAUGCUUCGGCAACAUUCAUUCAAUCACAGAGGAAUAGAAUCGUUCGAUUCGAAUGGGAUACACCGGUUUCAAAGUCUGAUGUUUCAUCCAAUGGUUUGGUGGAGCUACUGAUGCCUUGUAACAGACCGUACCAGAAACACAUUAAAUUCCAAGUGCUCAGUCCAUCUUUUCAAUUUGUAGAUCACUAUGAAUCGAAUGGAAAUACCUAUGUUCGUGUUAGACCUACCUCCAACUUUCACUUUAAUACACAUGUAUCUUACAGUCUAGAUAUCGAAUUCGAUUCUACACCUAUUCAAACAGAAGUCUAUACUGGCCAAUGGAGUCUGACACACGACGAUCCAAAACAAUAUCUUGGUAUUACCUAUCAUACAUCUGCUCGUCUCGAUCCAACGCAUCCACAUAUCCGUCAGUUGCUGACCAGUAUCACUUCGACCUUACCACCGACAGCAAGAUCCGAUCCAGCAGAGAUUGCUAAAGCCAUUGCAUAUUGGGUUGGAAAUGUUCCCUAUCAGAUGAUUGAACCGGGUAUGAGUUGGCCUACUCUAGAACAAUACAUCCAAAGUGGUUACAAGUAUAUGGAGUGUGGAGGACAUGCUAUCUUUUUUGUUUGUUUGGCACGCGCUGCUGGCAUACCAGCAAGAAGAUUGUUCCACCCUUGGAUCGUUACUUCUCACGACAAGUUCCAAAGAUUCGAUUCACAUUGUAUUGCAGAGUUUUAUCACCCCAAGUUUGGAUGGGUACCAGUUGAUGCAACAACAAAAUUCAAUCACACCAACAAUCAACAGUGGUUCCGUGUUCCAAAGCCAGUACCAUCUUCUUGGCCAAACAGCAUAGUAAUGACCGCAGAGAAAUCAAACAUUACAAAAAUGUAA